AUGCUUCCACGACAAGCUGCAUCGCUGUCGCGCGUUUCGAACAUCUCUCGGACAUCACCGCUGUGCAAGAGAGUGCCUCGUGCUAUCCUCUCGCAGAACCGCACCUUCUUCACAAGCAAUGGCAACCCCGAGUCCAAAACGAGACGCGCCCAACUGCUGGGUUCAGCUGCGCUCAAGAGUUCGCGCUUGAACAGGGAUACAGCUCUCGCCCGCUCGAUAUCCACGAAGCCGCUUCCAACACCGAAAUCAAGAAUUGCGCGUUAUGCAUGGCGAACAGCAGCAUGGCUAGGGACAUUUGUGGCUGUCAGCGGCACCCUCGUUGUCGGGUUCUUCAUCUAUGAUGCAACCACUUACAAAGAGGAGCCCGAUACAGUCGAUAUCCCUGUCUCAGAGCUGGCUUUGAACCCACGAAGAGGUGGACCCAAGAACUUGCCCAUCGCCGACCACUUUGUCGACGAUGACGACUGCGAGGAGAACAGGGCUGUCAAGCACAAGCCCAAGCUGGUCAUUCUCGGGACAGGCUGGGGAAGCGUCGCGCUGCUCAAGACACUCAACCCGGACGAAUACCAUGUCACCGUCAUCUCGCCCUCGAACACGUUCCUCUUCACGCCCAUGCUGCCGUCCGCAACCGUUGGCACCCUUGAGUUGAGAUCGUUGGUUGAACCCGUCAGGCGCAUUGUGAGGAGAGUGCGCGGGCAUUUCCUCAAGGCAAAGGCUGAGGAUGUCCAUUUCUCCGAGAAGCUGAUUGAGUGUUCAUCGAUCGGCGCUGAUGGCCAGCCGAAGCAUUUCUACGUUCCCUACGAUAAGCUGGUUGUUGGCGUGGGUUCUGUCACCAACCCGCACGGCGUGAAGGGUCUCGAAAACUGCCACUUCCUCAAGGAUAUUAGCGACGCUCGCCUCAUCCGCAAUGCUGUCGUUCGGAACUUGGAGACUGCAUGUCUGCCCACGACCAGCGACGAUGAGCGCAAGAGGUUGCUGUCUUUUGUCGUCUGUGGAGGCGGGCCGACCGGUGUCGAGUUCGCAGCCGAGCUGUUCGAUAUGCUUAAUGAGGACCUGUGCAAGCAAUACCCGCGAAUUCUUCGCAACGAGAUCUCCGUCCACGUUAUCCAGUCUCGCAGCCAUAUUCUCAACACUUACGACGAGGCCCUUUCUCAAUAUGCCGAGACGCGAUUCGCAAACGAUGCCGUCGACAUUCAGACCAACGCUCGUGUGAAGGAGGUCCUGCCUGAUAGGAUUCUAUACUCGCAGAAGGGCGACGGCGACAAUGCUAAGGUAGUUACCAAGGAGAUCCCAAUGGGCUUCUGUCUUUGGUCGACUGGUGUGUCACAGACCGACUUCUGCAAGACUCUUGCCGAGAAGCUCGAUGGCCAGAACAACAAGCACGCCCUUGAGACUGAUACGCAUCUGCGCCUGAGCGGCGCGCCACUGGGCGACGUCUACGCCAUUGGAGAUUGCUCGACAGUGCAGAAUAACGUUUCCGACCACAUCGUGAACUUUCUCCGCACCACUGCCUGGGAGAAGGGCAAGGACCCCGAGAAGCUGCAGAUCUCCUACAACGACUGGCGCAGCGUCGCCAAGCGCGUCAAGCAGCGCUUCCCGCAAGCCGCGAACCACCUGCGCCGCCUAGACAAGCUCUUCGAGCAGUACGACAAGGACAAGUCGGGCACCCUUGACUUUGGCGAGCUUAGAGAGCUGCUGUUCCAGAUCGACUCGAAGCUCACAUCGCUCCCCGCAACGGCGCAGCGCGCGCACCAGCAGGGCCAGUACCUCGGCCGCAAGUUCAACAAGAUCGCCAUGGCAGCGCCCGGCAUGGCGCUGAACGAUAUGGACUACGGCGACAUCGACGACGCCGUGUACAAGGCGUUCGAGUACAAGCACCUGGGCAGCCUGGCGUACAUCGGCAACGCGGCCAUCUUCGACUGGAACGGCUACGGCCUGAGCGGCGGCCUGGUCGCCGUGUAUCUGUGGCGCAGCGUGUACUUUGCCCAGUCGGUCAGCCUCCGGACACGAGUCCUGCUCGCCAUGGACUGGACGAAGCGCGCGCUUUUUGGACGAGAUAUGAUGAACUUCUAG
Molecule: messenger RNA, 2073 nt
Organism: Boeremia exigua
Lineage: Eukaryota; Fungi; Ascomycota; Dothideomycetes; Pleosporales; Didymellaceae
Exons: 2
Coding region: 1-2073 (690 amino acids)
Molecular function (GO): calcium ion binding; NADH dehydrogenase activity
Source: RefSeq, a predicted model, not a curated record